GUGAACGCGGCGGCACGCAAUGCUGCGGCUCUCAUUCACAUCAGUACAAACUCAGGCUUAGUUUAUUUGCACACGCCGGAUCAUCACAGACGCUGCUUUUUGACAGAUGAUGUGAAUCUGAAACUGAAUGUGAAAUCUACAGGAGGACCAAGUGUUCUGACCGAAGAACCGCUAUUUUCUCUCAAGGCAAACGGACGUUGUUUGUGACUGAGAGGCUCAGGUAAAGUGCACAGAAUCCCACCUGACGACAGAAGAUCUGAAGGCUUAUAACCAGACCUUCUCCUUGUGAGAUCGGACGCUGGACACUGAUAUGAAACUGAAAGUGAUUCAGUUUGCCCUAAGAAACAGCACCGGCUUGAAAAAGUGAGGAGGACUUUAAAUAAUGCAAAUAAGCGGAGAGGAUGUGAAGUAGCCUAUAUUUAUUUUCAGUGAUUCAUUUUUAUUCAGGAUUAUGUAGGAUUCAUUCAGGUUAUCCUCUUUGGGCUCUGCGUGUGAGAAAACUUCAGAAAAAGUCCCAGCAGAAGAAACACUUGUGAAACAUGGAUGCAAUUAGGUUUCCCGACUUUUUUGAUGAUAAAAACCAUUGGGAUCACACAUCUCGUGGUCUUUACUUUAUCAGAUGAGUCCAGUUUCAGAUCUCAAGAAGUUAUUUUGUGACACCUGACGAAGACCUGAAAUGUCAAAGAGGAAGCUGUCUCUGUGCCAGGCCCUCACCCUCAUAACACUGCUGUUGUCUCCAGGUUGCCUGUCCUCUCUGUCUUUGCAGUCAUCCAGACGAGUAGAGCUGGGAGGUGAGGGACCACAGAUGCACAGCCAAAUACAUUUCAUGAACGAGUGGGCCUCGUGGGGCGGUUGGUCCGUGUGUUCACGCUCCUGUGGGGGAGGGGCCUCUGUCCGUACACGCACCUGCAUCACCAGAAAUCUGGUAGGAGGGCCUUGCCCGGGGGACACCAGGCAAUACAAGAUUUGUAACACAAAGGAGUGUCCUGCUGACUCAAUGGACUUCAGAGAACUGCAGUGUAAAGCUUUCAAUGACAGACCCCUGGUCUCUGGCAGCAGUUACCUUUGGACUACCUUUCAUGGAGGAUCUGACCCAUGUGAGCUCAGCUGCCUGGCAAUUGGACACAACUUCUACUACAACUUUGGGCGGGUUCUUGAUGGCACACCAUGCCAAUCAGAUCAGGGGACAGUCUGUGUGAAUGGAAAGUGUCUGAAGCCAGGAUGUGACUUGAUCUUUGGAUCUGAGCAGCAGGAGGACGCCUGCAUGGUGUGUGGAGGCCACAACUCAACCUGCCUUCAUCACAGAAGUGUUUAUCAAAGCAACGGGCAGAACAACGGACUGUUUGGGUACAGUGAGGUCACUAUGAUCCCGGCCGGAGCCACACACAUCAGAGUGACUGAUAACAGCAGAAACUAUCUAGCACUCCAGAAUGGGCGCUCUCAGUUUGUGAUCAAUGGGAACUGGAAGAUCAAUGUUCCUGGGGAGUACAAUGUGGCAGGAACCAAACUUCUGUACCGGCGCUCUGCUGAUACCUGGGAGAGUUUUGAAGUUCCAGGACCUACUCAGGAGGACCUGCACAUCAUGGUCUUGUCCACUGAUAAGAACUCUGGGAUUGAAUAUGAGUACUGGCUGCCUCCAGACCGUUACGCCCUGUAUCAUGGGAGACGCCAACUUCGGCAGCCUCACCACACAUCAAACCACUUGCCCUUUGAACUUCCAACCACUACAACUACCACUACUACAACCACAACCACUACUACAACACAGCCAGUCACAAAACCUCAUUUCUGGGGUCCUGCUGCUCACUGGCCUCUUCAACCCCCCUAUCAACAGCAGCCAGUCCCACGUUUGGAAAGAGAUGAAAACCGCAGGAACCGACUGCAUGCUAUACACCGUAGAGCCCACUGUGGGAAAUGUCGCCGGGUACGAGGGAGAGGUGAGCGCCAGAGACAGUAUUGCCAAAAAGAUUUUGUAUUUCGAGCAAAAGUGCUGGAAAAAGUCUAUCAUGGUGAGGAGACCCGCUUUGAUGUCCAAAUCAUCCACACAUACCGCAACCGUUAUCGUCUGGAGCACCGGGAGUUCCUGUGGGCGCCCAACAAAUGUGACUGUCCCUUUUUGGAGGAGGGGCAUCAGUACGUGUUGAUGCUGCGAAGGCAUAUUAAUUAUGAACGCACUCUCAAUCGCAUCCUGUUGGAGGAGGACAGCUACACUCAGCCUUAUCGAGCCCGCGAGGACAGCCUGCUGCGCCCCCUAGAGGAGCUCUGCGGUAAUAGAGGCAGCAGGACUCAGCUCGGAGGGUAAACACAUGGACGAUCACACUUUCACUGCACACUUCUUCAGACAGGUGCAGACAGAAACCCCGCUCUGACGCUGAAUUGAAAUCAAUGAUGAUUUUACUAAAGCAUUUUGCAUUCCUCAAUAAGGACAAUGGACACUUUGUCGGGAUGAAUUAUGUCCGUGGGGGCAUGAGGCAAACCAAAGCAAAGAGAGUCACUAAAUGAAGCACUUUAGGUGGACAGUCACCUUUUAAAACUUAUACACCAAAGUAAAUAAUAUACACAGAAUUUAUGAUGCCUUUUCUAGCACCACGUGUUUGUUAAUGGCAUAAAAUCUCUUGACAGCAUGUGUUAUCUUUAUCAUGUGCAUUUUGAUGUUUUUAUAUAUGUAUUUAUAAGCAGACAGUAUUUCUAGAGGAAACCUUGAUUUAUAUAUUGCCUUAUAAUUUUAAAUGUUUUACCAUCAAUAUUUUUGCUCUUAUCAAUAAUUAUAAAGUGUUUAUGAGUCACAUAUACAUUUACACAUUCAAGAUAAGCAGCAUAUACGUAAAACUGUCUAUGGCGUAGCGCUUUUGCCAACGAACAGUUGUUUUCUGCUUUAUAUUUGGCAGCCGUUUUUCCCUUUCAUCAUUAGCAGACUAACUAAGAUUAUCCUAUUACCUUGAUGUGGUUGCUAAAUUAUAGUCCAGCCUUUCUACAAAACACACAUAAUCUCUAAAAUGUGUUUUGUUAAAAAUAUAUUUACAAAAAUAACUUAUCUUUUAUGACAGUCACAUCAAACUUUCUAACAGAAACAUGCAAUUAGGGCUAAAUACUCUGGCUGUCACCGGGCUAUUAAAGUCAUUAUACUCAAGAUAACAGCUUUUUCUCCCUGUGGCCUUUGAUUGGCUGAGAGAGUGGGUGGGGCAAGUCCCCAGAGAAAAAUGAUAUAUA
Messenger RNA from Sinocyclocheilus rhinocerous, 3210 nucleotides. RefSeq names its product ADAMTS-like protein 5. The record is from RefSeq and is a predicted model, not a curated record. Gene Ontology annotation, biological process: extracellular matrix organization; proteolysis. NCBI's taxonomy places the organism in Eukaryota, Metazoa, Chordata, Actinopteri, Cypriniformes, Cyprinidae. The transcript is spliced from 14 exons. The coding region runs from base 677 to 2302 and encodes 541 amino acids. Gene Ontology annotation, molecular function: metalloendopeptidase activity; protein binding. Gene Ontology annotation, cellular component: extracellular matrix.